GGCUGCAGUGUGGGACUCGGAGAAUGUAGGCCGCAAGUUCAUCAUCGCCAACGCUCGGGUGGAGAACUGCGCGGUCAUCUACUGCAACGACGGCUUCUGCGAGCUGUGCGGCUACUCGCGGGCCGAGGUGAUGCAGCGGCCCUGCACCUGCGAUUUCCUGCACGGGCCGCGCACCCAGCGCCGCGCCGCCGCGCAGAUCGCGCAGGCCCUGCUGGGCGCGGAGGAGCGCAAAGUGGAGAUCGCCUUCUACCGGAAGGAUGGGAGCUGCUUCCUGUGCCUGGUGGAUGUGGUGCCCGUGAAGAACGAAGAUGGAGCUGUCAUCAUGUUUAUCCUGAACUUCGAGGUGGUGAUGGAGAAGGACAUGGUGGGGUCCCCGGCCCGGGACACCAAUCACCGCGGCGCCCCCACCAGCUGGCUGGCCCCAGGUCGCGCCAAGACCUUCCGCCUGAAGCUGCCCGCCAUGCUGGCUCUGACGGCCCGGGAGUCCUCGGCGCGCCCGGGGGCCAUGCACCCCCUGCGCAGCGGCCUGCUUAAUUCCACGUCAGACUCGGACCUCGUGCGCUAUCGCACCAUUAGCAAGAUCCCCCAAAUCACCCUCAACUUUGUGGACCUCAAGGGCGACCCCUUCCUGGCUUCGCCCACCAGCGACCGAGAGAUCAUAGCACCCAAGAUAAAGGAGCGGACCCACAAUGUCACAGAGAAGGUCACCCAGGUCCUGUCCCUGGGGGCGGACGUGCUGCCGGAGUACAAGCUGCAGGCGCCUCGCAUCCACCGCUGGACCAUCCUGCACUACAGCCCCUUCAAGGCCGUGUGGGACUGGCUCAUCCUGCUGCUGGUCAUCUACACGGCCGUCUUCACGCCCUACUCGGCCGCCUUCCUGCUGAAGGAGACAGAGGAGGGCCCCGUGGCGCCCGACUGCGGCUAUGCCUGCCAGCCGCUGGCCGUGGUGGACCUCAUCGUGGACAUCAUGUUCAUCGUGGACAUUCUCAUCAACUUCCGCACCACCUACGUCAACGCCAACGAGGAGGUGGUCAGCCACCCUGGCCGCAUCGCCGUCCACUACUUCAAGGGCUGGUUCCUCAUUGACAUGGUGGCCGCCAUCCCUUUCGACCUGCUCAUCUUUGGCUCUGGCUCGGAGGAGCUCAUCGGGCUGCUGAAGACGGCCCGGCUGCUGCGGCUGGUGCGCGUGGCCCGGAAGCUGGACCGCUACUCGGAGUACGGGGCGGCCGUGCUGUUCCUGCUCAUGUGCACCUUCGCGCUGAUCGCGCACUGGCUGGCCUGCAUCUGGUACGCCAUCGGCAACAUGGAGCAGCCUCACAUGGACUCCCGCAUCGGCUGGCUGCACAACCUGGGCGACCAGAUCGGCAAGCCCUACAACAGCAGCGGCCUGGGCGGCCCCUCCAUCAAGGACAAGUAUGUCACAGCCCUCUACUUCACCUUCAGCAGCCUCACCAGCGUGGGCUUUGGCAACGUGUCCCCCAACACCAACUCCGAGAAGAUCUUCUCCAUCUGCGUCAUGCUCAUUGGCUCCCUCAUGUACGCCAGCAUCUUUGGCAACGUGUCGGCCAUCAUCCAGCGGCUGUACUCGGGCACAGCCCGCUACCACACGCAGAUGCUCCGGGUGCGUGAGUUCAUCCGCUUCCACCAGAUCCCCAACCCGCUGCGCCAGCGCCUCGAGGAGUACUUCCAGCAUGCCUGGUCCUACACCAAUGGCAUCGACAUGAACGCGGUGCUGAAGGGCUUCCCCGAGUGCCUGCAGGCUGACAUCUGCCUGCACCUGAACCGCUCGCUGCUGCAGCACUGCAAGCCCUUCCGUGGGGCCACCAAGGGCUGCCUGCGGGCCCUGGCCAUGAAGUUCAAGACCACACAUGCGCCACCAGGGGACACGCUGGUGCACGCAGGGGACCUGCUUACCGCCCUUUAUUUCAUCUCCCGGGGCUCCAUCGAGAUCCUGCGGGGUGACAUCGUUGUGGCCAUCCUGGGGAAGAAUGACAUUUUUGGAGAGCCUCUGAACCUGUACGCGAGGCCUGGCAAGUCCAACGGGGAUGUGCGGGCCCUCACCUACUGCGACCUGCACAAGAUCCAUCGGGACGACCUGCUGGAGGUGCUGGACAUGUACCCCGAGUUCUCCGACCACUUCUGGUCCAGCCUGGAGAUCACCUUCAACCUGCGAGACACCAACAUGAUCCCCGGCUCUCCCGGCAGCACGGAGCUGGAUGGCGGCUUCAACAGGCAACGCAAACGCAAGCUGUCCUUCCGUCGGCGCACGGACAAGGACCCCGAACAGCCAGGGGAGGUGUCGGCCUUGGGGCCAGGCCGGGCGGGGGCAGUGCCUAGGGCCCGGGGCCAGCCAGGGGGACCGUGGGGGGAGAGCCAGUCCAGCGGCCCCUCCAGCCCUGAGAGCAGUGACGACGAGAGCCCAGGCCGCAGCUCCAGCCCCCUCCGCCUGGUGCCCUUCUCCAGCCCCAGGCCCCCUGGAGAGCUAACGGGAGGGGAGCCCCUGACCGAGGACUGUGAGAAGAGCAGCGACACUUGUAACCCACUGUCAGGGGCCUUCUCAGGAGUGUCCAACAUCUUCAGCUUCUGGGGGGACAGUCGGGGCCGCCAGUACCAGGAGCUGCCUCGAUGCCCCGCCCCUGCUCCAAGCCUCCUCAACAUCCCUCUUUCCAGCCCCGGCCGGCGGUCUCGGGGCGAGGUGGAGAGCAGGCUAGAUGCCCUCCAGAGGCAGCUCAACAGGCUGGAGACCCGUCUCAGUGCAGACAUGGCCACCAUCCUGCAGCUGCUACAGAGGCAGAUGACUCUGGUCCCACCCGCCUACAGUGCUGUGACCACCCCGGGCCCGGGCCCCACCUCUGCCUGCCCUCUGCUGCCUGUCAGCCCCAUCCCCACCCUCACCCUGGACUCGCUUUCUCAGGUUUCCCAGUUCAUGGUGUGUGAGGAGCUCCCCCCGGGGGGCCCAGAGCUCCCCCAAGAUGGCCCUACUCGACGUCUCUCCCUGCCGGGCCAGCUGGGCGCCCUCACCUCCCAGCCCCUGCACAGACACGGCUCAGACCCAGGCAGUUAGUGGGGCGGCCGGUGUGGACACAUGGCUCACCUAGGAUUCAGCGCUGCCCGGGCCCCUCCCCUCGGAGGCCCCGCCCUGGAGGCCCCGGCCACGAAGGGGAGAGGAACUCGAAGGCACAGCCCCUCCUGAGCUCUUGGGACCAUCUCCUGCUGUCCCCUGGGCCUCAGUGGGAGGGGCAGGGGCAGGGCCGGGCAGUGGACAGGGGGGGUCUGUGGUCCCCCCACUGCCCUGGGGGCAGUAGCUGGUCUAACUGCCCGGACAACCGGCCCUGGGCCUUAGGCACCUCAAGGACUUUUCUGCUAUUUACUGCUCUUAUUGUUAAGGAUAAGAAUUAAGGAUCAUAUGAAUAAUUAAUGAAGAUGCUGAUGACUAUGAAUAAUAAAUAAUUAUCCUGAA
This is a messenger RNA of Miniopterus natalensis, 3460 nucleotides long. The record is from RefSeq and is a predicted model, not a curated record. NCBI's taxonomy places the organism in Eukaryota, Metazoa, Chordata, Mammalia, Chiroptera, Miniopteridae.